UUUACGUUUGCAUCUGCCAUUUGUAGCGCUUGUUUUUGGCUUGCGCGGGGGGAAAGAUUUGCGUGAUAUUCCGGGUUUUCGCCGCUAGUUCGUUCGCAAUGGGCUCGAAAAAACACAAGAAGCAUAAAUCAGAACGCAAGGAGCGUGAACUUGCCAAGGAGAAAUCGUUCAGCCUUGAUCGGCCACCGAGCUUGAAGCUUAUUCUGAAGGUCAGUGGCAACAGCUCGACACCGGAGCAUGGGAACGAUUCGCCGGCGUACGGCAUCCAGUCGGACGGCGGAAGCACCCUCUUCACCAGCACCAGCGGUGGCGACUACCCCGAGCGGCACAAGAAAUCGAAAAAGAAGAAAAAGAAAAAGGAUCGCGAAAAGAAGCACAAACAUCAUCAUAAGGAGAAGCGGCACCGGCACCGCGGUACCGACGAUACGAGCCUUGGCGAGGAGGAUGAGGAGGAGGAGGAAGAGUUUAACAGCUACGGGGACGAAAGCUCCCAGGCGACGGUCGAUCCGGUGGCAAGCGUGCACUAUCCCGCCGCCAGCUCCGCGGCCGUAGCAGCCGUGGCUGCGGCCGCCAGUACAUCGCUAGCCGCCCAGCCCGUCACAAAGCCGCUGCUGCCGGAAUCGUUGCUAACUCCGAAGCUGGAACCGGACAACGAACAGGAAGUGCAUGCGGCAGCGUCUACCGAGCAAGAGGCAGGCGGCCCCCUGGCCGGUGGGCUGGUGCCAAAGGACGAGCUGACGACCGCACCGAGCUCGGUCACGACGGACGAACCGCUGCAGAGCCCCGGCUCGAUGCAGUCGUCGUCGCGACCCGGCAGCAAGAUCGACUUUCACGACACCAGCUCGAGCCAGGCACCGAAAACGCCCAACUCGGACUGCAGCGGGCGGGAGCCGCGGACCUGCGUGCUGAAGCAGAAGCAGAGCCGCACGCCGCUGAACAAGCUGCUCGACCAUCUGCUGAAGGCGCUCGAGAAGCGCGAUCCGCACCAGUUCUUCGCGUGGCCCGUGACCGACGACAUUGCGCCCGGCUACUCGUCCAUCAUACUGAAGCCGAUGGACUUCUCCACCAUCCGGCAGAAGAUCGAGGACAACGAGUACGGCUCGGUGACGGAGUUCAGCGAUGACUUCAAGCUGAUGUGCGAGAACGCGAUCAAGUACAACCACUCGGAGACGGUGUACCACAAGGCGGCGAAGAAGCUGCUGCACGUGGGCGCCCGGCUGCUGCAGUCGGACAAUCUGAUGCGCUCGCUGCGCCCGCUCAUGACAUAUAUGCGCGAGCUGACGGCGAAGGAGCUCGGGUUCGAGCUGCCGGCCGGGUCGGCCGACGGCCCGGACAGUGAUUUCCACCACGCGCACCACACGGCCGACUCGGCCGACGAAGCGAUGGCGGCCGCCGUCGACGAGGGCAUCAACGCACAGAUCGAGGAGGAGGAGAAGCGCAAACAGAUCCGGCUGGAGAACAAUCCGCACACCAAGUUCGAAGCGUUCGUGGACGACCUGACGGCGGACGAGGUGCUGGCCCAGGUGCAGAGCGCCGCGCUGAACGCGCGGACAAAGCUGCUGAAACGCAAGUCCGCCCACAAGCUGGGUUUCCUGCGCCAGCACAAGGACGGUACGACCUCGAUGAAGAUACUGCUCGACGCGAAGUCGGAGGGUGGCGAGGGCGGCCCCGAGCGGACGGUGACGCUCGGUGCGCACACUGGCAAGCUGCAGUACGGCACCGGGCAGCUGCAGGGCUUCCGGGAGGAUCGGCGCAACAGCGCCAAGAUCGUGAAACCGCUCAGCUACGGUGCGUUCAGCUCGUUUGCGCCGGUGUUCGAUUCGCGCUUCGCCAACCUGAGCAAGGAGGAAACGGAGAUGGUGCUGAACACGUACGGGUGCGAGACGGGCGCGGACUAUGCGGAGAGCAUACUGCGCUUCGCCAUGGACAGCCCGUUCGCGGCCGGCAUGGCGCACAAUCUGCUGGACGUGCUGACGAACGGGGAGCAUCGGCAGACAUACGGGAAGCUGUACGAGUCGCACAUGCAGCGGGAGGAGAGUAACGCCGUACGGCAAACGUUCCUCGACCCGGUCGAGGUGGCCGAGGAGGUGAAGCGGUACGCGAACGUGCGGAUCGACUUCGACAGCUUACGUUCGCUGUCCAGCUUGGGGGUGGACGUGCAGUUUCUGGACGAGCUCGAGUGCCAGCUGAAGGGUGCAGAAAUUGGCCCGCAGCUGCAGCAAUCGCUCAGCACCAACUCCGAUCUGCUGCAGAAGCUGCACCAGCUGCAGACGGACCGGCUGUCGGCACCGCUGCCCGCCCAUCUGUCCCACAUUCAGCAUCCGUCCGAGGGUGAGCUGGAGUUGGCGGGGCAAAUAACGAGCAAUCUGACGCAGAUAGCGAAGCAACUACCGCCGGCCGCAAUCGCCCAUCCGCAAGCGCUGAGGAAAGCGAUGGGAAUCAGCACGGCUGGAUUGGAGGUCUUUCAACCGCCACCGCCAACGCAUAGCACACAAUCGUCAGUACCUGCACCAGCACUGCAGCAGCCAGUACAGCAGCAGCCACCAAACGGUACCGGGAGCACCUCCCUUCCGGCCGGUAGCAGUAUUUCGAACCCAAACACACAUCCAGCACCACCAGCACCGACUGCUAUAGACAUUGACACCACACCGAUGGAUAUGGACCUGGAGCCGGAACCGAUUUCACACCACCACCAUCAGCACCAUCCCCAUCCGCAUCAUCUGGCGCGGCAAACGCAACCUGUUGCGACCCUUCCCGGCCCGGUUCAGCAGCAAUCGAUAAUUCAACCGAAUCCGAUGGUUUCCGCUGCACCGGCCGCACAUGGACCACCACCGGUCGAUAUCGAUAGCGAGUUGCGCGAGUUUCUCGGUGGCUCGACGCUGAACAACACCGGCCCAAGCAGGGCGGACGGUGGUGGUGCCGAAUCGUCCGAUGCUGCAUGCAUUGAGCAAAUGUUGAUGGAUUGAGUGUUUGCGUGUGUGUGUUUGUUUGUGUGUGUUUUGUUGAACUUCUCAACCCAUUUGAAAGACAGAGGUAGUGUUUUUACAUACCAAUAGAAUGAUAAAAAAAGAAGAGUAUAUAAAUAUGAGAAUAGGAAAAGAAACGUCCGUUCUUUCUAAUUCCGUUACACUGGUAAGGACACAAAACAAAGAAGCAAAAGAAACAUUACAAUUCAAGUUGAACGUAUGGUUGAGAUUUUAACACAUUUAUAUUGUACGGUACAAUUAGCUUAAAUAAAUGGACAAAACAGACGAGAGAAAACGCUGUGUGGUACAAA
Anopheles arabiensis is the source of this 3277-nucleotide messenger RNA. It is a transcript of the gene Brd7-9, whose product is annotated as bromodomain-containing protein 7. NCBI's taxonomy places the organism in Eukaryota, Metazoa, Arthropoda, Insecta, Diptera, Culicidae. Gene Ontology annotation, cellular component: nucleus. Bases 99 to 2966 code for a protein of 955 amino acids. The transcript is spliced from 4 exons. Gene Ontology annotation, biological process: regulation of transcription by RNA polymerase II. The record is from RefSeq and is a predicted model, not a curated record.